UUCGGUAGAAAGUUGAUGCGCGGAGAAUUAAUUGCGUUAAUAAAGUGCGGAGGCCGGUCGCCGGUGUUUACGGCUCGCGGGGUCCGCGGGGCGCGGCGGGGGCGCGGGGGCGCGGGCGGGCGCCGGACGGACACAAAGGAGAGGCGCGGCCGGCGGACGGCGGACCGCGGCUGGCCUUAUCACCACCGGCACACAGUCGCCGCGCGCGCCCCGCGACGAACGUAUCGUGCCGUGCCGCCGCCCGAAGGACAACUGCCGACCGAACUAGUGUUGCCGUGUUGCGUGAUAGUGAGUGAAACCCUAAACUGUGGAACACGUGCCGCGUUUGCGCAUACCUGCAUCGCUUGUGCCGUUUGUGCCGUGCCGUGCCGUUUGUGCUGCGGCGCAACGGCUGGCUCCGCGAAAAUUGUAAACACAACACACGUGCCGGCUCGCAAAAAGCGAGAGGCAAAAAUGACUACAAAGGGCAAACGUCCUAUGCGUGCCCUCACACCCGGAGAUAAGAUAGAGGCGAUACAACGCGUCAACGACGGCGAGUCCAAGGCUUCAGUCGCGCGCGACAUCGGCGUGCCGGAGUCGACACUCCGCGGCUGGUGUAAGAACGAGGACAAACUGCGCUACAUGACCUCUCGCUUGUCCUCGCCGGACACCGACAAAAGCAACGACGGGGAGCCCCCCGAUAAACGUGCGCGUACCGAGUCGCCGACCGCUCCGCAGUCGCCCGUCGCGACCGGCCUCGACCUCUCCAGCCCCGCGGCCGUGACGCACAACGCGCCUCUGCCCGUGCUGCCGACCGACGCGCCCGUCGAGCUCACGACCAAACGAAGCGAACCAUCACCUCCCGUACAUCCGCCCCGAGAGCGCCGCCCCGACCCGGGCGCGAGUGUCUCAAUGAGCGCCAUCAGCCCCCUGUCGGGACUCGCUCAUUUACCCGGCCUCACCCAUUCUCAUCUCGGCUUGAGCUUCAAUGAAAUCGCCACCAACCUAACGCUGCUGGCACAACUGAAUCCAGGUUUAUCUGCACUAUCCGCGCAACCUGCGAGUCGAGCUCUACGCUCCGUGCGAUCUCCGAAACCGGUCCACAAUGGAGUUCUUAACUUAAACGAAACCAAACACCGCAGCAAAUCCAGCCACUCCUCGGACCCAUACCGGCACAGCGGAUCCAAGUCCAGUCAUCAUUUGUCAUCGCAAUCAUCCGCCGCUCAGCCGGUGGAUGACACGUUAUGGUACUGGCUAAAGACUCAACAGGCUAUGUUGGAUCUAACCGCUCAGUCAACGGCUGCUCACCCACUUCAGCUGGGAAAGGCGAGCGACCCGACCUUACCACCUAAGCCGGUGGCGCCGACGCCCCCUGUUACCUCCCACCUCGACUACAACAGAAAUUCGUGGCUCUGGCAGUAUUACAAACAAUUCGGCGGGGCGAUGCCUCUACCUGAAGACAAACUCAAAUCAGCAUCGCAGGUUCCAAAGGAAAAAUCCGGAGAUAACAUACUCUACUCGCAUCUUACCAAAAGCAAAACGGAAGAAGAUCGGGGAGCAACGAGUCCGCCUCACGGCCAAAUACAACCGGUCGAAGUACGCGAAACGGCCCCCGUGCCCGAGGAACCGCGAGCCACGGAACCCCCUGUAAACCACGAAGUCGAAAACAAGGAACCGACUACUACGCCGAUAGACACUGGCAAAAGUCAAACAAAGGUGAGGAACGUGCUUGACAACCUGCUGUACAGCAGCGGCCAGGUGGCGGAGGAGAGCAAGAGCAACGGGCAUGUGAACGGCGAGUGGGAGUCGGGCACUGCGGCGGCGCUGGAGCACGGCGACAAGUUCCUGGCGUGGCUGGAGGCGAGCGGCGACCCCAGCGUGACGCGCAUGCACGUGCACCAGCUGCGCGCGCUGCUGCACAACCUGCGCACGCGGCGGCAUGCGCCAGCGGCAGCGCCCGACGCCGCGCGACGCAAGUAGGCGCCCGGACGCGCAGCGCUCGCUACAGGGAAUAUUUCAAUUACGUGUACAUAGUCGUAUGUAUAUACGUCGUCGCCAGUAAGCGUUCACUUGUGAUAUGUGUAGCCAAAUUUGCGUAAUUUCUUUGUUCUAAAAGAAAAGCUAUGCAUUAUUAUCUCUUUAAUUUUAGUUUAUACGUUAGAUAAGUUAUAAAUCCGACGCUGUUCUCUAUGCUUCAUCGUGCGUUCGUCACGACAGUUAAUCUAUUUCCGAGUUUAUAUCAGAUGUAAUACAAAUAUAUAGUUAAAUUAUGUAAAUGGAUGUCACCAAUCGGAGAUCACGUUACUUUUACUAUGCACGCAAUCUGUUAUGUGGUUAGAAUAAGU
Messenger RNA from Bicyclus anynana (squinting bush brown), 2324 nucleotides. Its product is annotated as protein distal antenna. The record is from RefSeq and is a predicted model, not a curated record. NCBI's taxonomy places the organism in Eukaryota, Metazoa, Arthropoda, Insecta, Lepidoptera, Nymphalidae. Gene Ontology annotation, molecular function: DNA binding.